AUGAGAACAUGCACUGAAGAAGAAUUUUUAGAAAACUUUAGGAUUAAAUUUCGCAUGGGUAAGAAGGGCAAAUAUUACAAUAACUGGGUGAUAGAAUCCAAUGGUCCAAGUGUAGAAUUACUGACUUUUGCCCAGUACUCCAAUGUUUUUGCUGCUGCCGAUUUGGACACUCUUCCACUUCAUGUAGCCAAGAGGUAUAUUAGACAACAGUUAGGAAUCGACAGAUCUAAUCGCAUCGAAUCACUAACGCAGCAGCUGAUCGAAGCAAAACAGAAGUUGGAAGCAUUAAGAGAAGAAAUCAAUGAUCUUCGUGCAAAGAAAAUUAACAUGACACACUUCCAAGAUCUAACAGUAAACUAUGGCAGCAUCGACGAUUUAAAAAUGAAUGUAUCAAUUUUACGCAGGUGGAGCCACCGUAGUUUCAAGAUGGCGACGCCCGUUGGUAACAUGAUUCGUGUGAUGUUUCGCCAAAAUUUUCGUCCGAUUGCACUUGAAAUGAAAAAUUUUCAUUAUUGUAACAUAAUAAGGAAAGAAGUGUCUUCGGUUCUGGUUUCCAAUUCCGAAAUGAGUGAUGCCCAAACGGUAAAAAUUCAGAAAAUUAGUAAAGCCAUGAAAGCAUAUCUUGAAAGAGCUAAAAGACAUGAGGAAUUUAUCGAAAAAGAAACAAGGGAGUAUGAAAUCGGUAAACGUCAUCUUGCUAAUAUGAUGGGCGUAGAUCCAGACAUGUUUACGCAAGAAGAUAUUGACAAAGCAAUUGAAUAUUUGAUGCCAUCAGGCUUGUUUGAAAAAGAAUCCAGACCCAUCAUGAAGCAUCCCAGUCAAAUAUUUCCUAAACAAAAAG
Centruroides sculpturatus (bark scorpion) is the source of this 841-nucleotide messenger RNA. RefSeq lists its product as uncharacterized. Lineage: Eukaryota; Metazoa; Arthropoda; Arachnida; Scorpiones; Buthidae. The annotation marks the transcript as partial. The record is from RefSeq and is a predicted model, not a curated record. The transcript has 8 exons.